CUCUCUCUCUCGUGUCUUCGUAUCAACCUUUUCACAUUCCUCUCUUGUUUUUUCUUCUCUUUCGAGUACGCAAACCCAUCACAACGUUUGGGUUUGUGUACCACACAACACAUCCUUGUUGUUCAACAAUUUCAUCAAGCUUAUUUCCACCAGCUUUUACAUAACUUGAAAACCAUUUCUUCUCCUAAACGAGAAAAUGUUCGGGUUUCGAAAAGCGCCACCACCAACAAACCCCGCAUCAUCGGGUUCAGAUGCUGAACCCGAUAAAAAGACAACCCUUACUCCAGACCGACGAACAUCCUCAGAGCCGGUCCUUCCAAUGCCAAAGUCAAAAGGAAACUACUUUGACGAUGAUGACGACGAUGAUUGGGGAAGAAAGCCUUCCUCAACUAAGCCUUCCUCAACUGCAUCGUCGGCGGCAUCAAAAGACAGGUACAAAACCGGUUUCCGAGAUUCUGGAGGACUAGAGAACCAAAGUGUUCAGGAGCUGGAAAACUAUGCUGUGUACAAAUCUGAGGAGACAACAAAUAGUGUUAAUAAUUGUUUGAGAAUUGCUGAAGAUAUUAGACAAGAUGCUACAAAGACACUUGACAUGUUGCACCAGCAGGGUGAUCAGAUUACAAGGACUCACAAUAUGGUUGUUGACACUGAGAAAGAUUUGAGUAGGGGUGAAAAACUCCUUAACAAUCUUGGAGGCAUGUUCUCUAAACCAUGGAAGCCAAAGAAAACCAGGGAUAUACAAGGCCCUGUAAUUACAUCAGAUAAUUCAUCCAAAAAGAAUAUAAAGAAUAAGGAAGAUAGGGAAAAGUUGGGGCUAGCUCCUUUGCCUAAGGGACGUUCUGCUCCUACCUCACCUCCUUCUGAAUCAGCCAAUGCCUAUCAGAAAAUAGAUUAUGAAAAAGCUAAACAAGAUGAUGCACUCUCAGAUCUCAGUGAUAUAUUGGGUGAUUUGAAGGGUAUGGCAAUUAGUAUGGGAACUGAACUAGACAGCCAAAACAAAGCUCUUGAUCAUCUUAGUGACGAUGUUGAUGAGCUAAACUCUCGAGUUAAAGGUGCCAAUCAGCGUGCACGCAAAUUAGUAGCAAAGUGAAAGAUGUUAGACUCAAAAGCUUCUAUAUAUAUAUAUUUUUUCUCUAUUUGUAAUGGUGCAUUCUUUCACUCAUCGGUUGUGAUUUGUUUUUGUUUUUUAAUUUGUCACUUCACUGUUUUACUAAGAGAUUUCUAAACAUAGAAAUUUUGUUCCUGUAUGGAAUUGUUCAGAUUUUGUUCCAGUAUGGAAUUGUUCACUACACUAUUUAAAAAGCAUAUUAUAUAGCUCAACUCCACUUCAUCAGAAAGUUCCAUAUGAAAUGUGGAAAUUUUCAUGAGUCGUGUGUUUAUUUAAUAGACAUUUUAUUUGUGCU
Molecule: messenger RNA, 1403 nt
Organism: Cicer arietinum (chickpea)
Lineage: Eukaryota; Viridiplantae; Streptophyta; Magnoliopsida; Fabales; Fabaceae
Product: putative SNAP25 homologous protein SNAP30
Cellular component (GO): SNARE complex; plasma membrane
Molecular function (GO): SNAP receptor activity
Source: RefSeq, a predicted model, not a curated record